This is a messenger RNA of Sorghum bicolor (sorghum), 1509 nucleotides long. RefSeq names its product zinc finger BED domain-containing protein RICESLEEPER 2. The coding region runs from base 1 to 1509 and encodes 502 amino acids. The transcript has 4 exons. The record is from RefSeq and is a predicted model, not a curated record. Gene Ontology annotation, molecular function: DNA binding; protein dimerization activity. NCBI's taxonomy places the organism in Eukaryota, Viridiplantae, Streptophyta, Magnoliopsida, Poales, Poaceae.
AUGUUCGCCGAGAUGCUCAAGUCCGACGUCGAGCACCUGCGCGUCGGCGACACCACCACCACCGUGCGACCCUGCUCUGCGUGGCCAUUGCCCGCCGCGUAUUCCCGCGAGUCCAGCCACGAGUACCUCAAACAUCUCGGAACAAGCACUACGCGUUUGGAGAGCUGCCGGCCGUACGCGCGGGUGGCGUCGCUGGCGAUGAACAAGUACAAGGAGGUGUUCCAGAAGCACGACAAGCACCGCGUGGCCGCCGGCUUCUUCGACGAGGUGCGCACCGGUCGCGCCAGGAUGCCCGCGGACGCGGUGCUGCCGCACGAGCUGAUCCUGCAGGGCGUCUUCAGCAAGAUCCUGCAGCUGGCGGUGGCCGGCGGGCUGUUUAAUAAUGACAGAUGUGCUGCCCAUGUGAUUAACCUCAUUGUUAAAGAUGGCCUUCAAGCAAUUGAUGGUGUCAUCAAUAACAUAAGAGAGAGUGUGAAAUAUAUUCGAGGUUCUCAGUCCAGAAAAGAAAAGUUUGAGGAUAUAAUUGAGGAACUAGGAAUUAGAUGUCGAAGUGCACCCCAAAUUGAUGUAGCAAAUCGUUGGAACUCCACUUAUGAUAUGAUACAGUCUGCAAUGCCGUUCAAAGAUGCAUUUCUUGAGUUAAAGGUGAAAGAUAGCAACUAUACGUACUGCCCCUCGUCUCAGGACUGGCAAAGGGCUAAUGCAGUAUGCAAGUUGUUAAAGGUAUUCAAGAAAGCUACGAAAGUGGUCUCCGGUUCAACAUACCCAACGUCGAACCUCUAUUUUCAUCAAAUCUGGAGUGUGAGACAAGUUUUAGAAGAGGAAGCAUUUAGUCCAAAUGAAACCAUUGCAGCCAUGGUUUUAGAAAUGCAAGCAAAAUUUGAUAAGUAUUGGAUGAUUUCAUACUUGACAAACUGUGUACCAGUUGUACUUGAUCCACGUUUCAAGUUUGGCUUCAUUGAGUUUCGCUUGAAGCAAGCAUUUGGGCAGCAUGGAAGUGUCCAUCACCUUGAUAAAGUGGAUCAAGCUAUUAGAGGACUGUUCAAUGCCUAUGCUACUCAAAUGGGAGGUUCUUCUCACGUGGAGACCCAUGGAGAUGAUAUGACAUCUGUAGAUAAAGGUCACUCUUGGUCUGAUUGGAGCGAGCACAUAAGUGCCAAAAGAAACCAUGCAAACAGUGAGUAUGAUAGGUACCUGCGUGAUGAUUUGUUCCCAUGCGAUGAUGACAGUUUUGACAUUCUAAACUGGUGGAAAAUGCAUGCUUCUAAGUAUCCAACAUUGGCUGCCAUGGCCCGUGACAUCUUGGCUGUUACUGCUUCUACUGUACCAUCUGAGUCAGCUUUUAGCACCGGCGGUCGUAUUAUCAAUGAUCACAGGACCAGACUUGCAGGCAGCACAGUUGAAGCUCUAUUAUGUUUUCAAGACUGGCUUCGAGCAGCUGGAUCUUCUUAUUUAGACAUCAUAUCAAUUGACAACUUCGAUAGCAGCUCCAAUGAGUUAUAUCAGUAG